Molecule: messenger RNA, 1035 nt
Organism: Xiphias gladius (swordfish)
Lineage: Eukaryota; Metazoa; Chordata; Actinopteri; Istiophoriformes; Xiphiidae
Gene: chn1
Product: chimerin 1
Exons: 7
Coding region: 1-1005 (334 amino acids)
Biological process (GO): positive regulation of GTPase activity; signal transduction
Molecular function (GO): GTPase activator activity
Source: RefSeq, a predicted model, not a curated record
AUGCCAUCUAGAGAGUCCUACGAGGUUCACAAGGAAGAGAAGUCCUUGGUGCAGAAGGCCAAGCGAGAGGCCAAUCAGGAGGAUAUCUUGGUGGCUGCUUUGGGGAUGAGGAUGGGGCCACAGAAACCUCCAGCCACUUUCUGGCAGCCACUUAAACUAUUCGCCUAUUCACAGCUCACUUCACUGGUACGCAGAGCCACACUGAAGGAGAGCGACCGCACACCCAAAUCUGAGAAAGUCCACAACUUCAAGGUCCAUACCUUUCGAGGGCCUCACUGGUGUGAACACUGUGCCAGCUUCAUGUGGGGACUAAUGGCCCAGGGGGUCAAAUGUGCAGAUUGUGGUUUGAACGUCCACAAACAAUGUUCAUCUCUGGUACCCAACGACUGCAAGCCAGACCUGAGACACAUCCGUAAAGUCUACAGCUGUGACCUCACGACCCUUGUGAAAGCUUAUAAUACAGCGCGUCCCAUGGUGGUGGACAUGUGCAUACGAGAGAUCGAGUCCAGAGGACUGAAGUCUGAAGGCCUCUACAGAAUAUCUGGAUUUAGUGAUUCAGUGGAGGAAGUCAAGAUGGCAUUUGACAAAGAUGGUGAGAAGACAGACAUCUCAGUGAACGCCUAUGAAGACAUCAAUAUCAUCACGGGUGCUCUGAAACUGUACCUCAGGGAUUUGCCUGUUCCCAUCAUCUCAUACGAUGCUUACCCCAGGUUCAUCGAGGCUGCAAAGCUCACACACCCAGAAAAGAAGCUGGAAGCUUUCCGCGAGGCUCUUGCUCUGCUGCCGCCAUCACACUGUGAAACUCUCAAGUACCUCAUGGCACACUUAAAAAGGGUAACGCAGAAUGAAAAAUUCAACCUGAUGAACGUAGAGAACCUCGGCAUCAUUUUCGGGCCCACCCUCAUGCGUGCACCAAACCUGGACGCCAUAACAGCACUCAAUGACAUCCGCUACCAGAGACAGGUGGUGGAGGUGCUCAUUAAAAAUGAAGAUAUACUCUUCUAAACACAAAUCAGGACUUUUAUAAAACAGUUG